AUGACAGGAAAGUUUCCGCACAACGAACGUGUCGAGCCAGGCUCGGUGAACCUCCCACCCCGCCCAUAUCCUCCAACAGUCCGUUCAACAUCGGUUGAUGCGGGGAAGGUGGCCGUGGAGGCUGUCAACGCCUUCAACGCUGCUUUGAGGUCCAAGAACUACAAAGCUCUCGCACAGCUGUUCGUGUCAGACGGGUAUUGGAGGGACCACCUCUGUUUAUCAUGGGAUCUACGGACUCUGAAGGGCAGAGAAAAAAUCGAAAAGUUUCUUGCCGACCGGUGCCGAUUGACCGAGGUCGCCGUGGACGCGUCUUCCGAUAAUCGGGCUCCUCGACUUGCUCCCAUUGAUGCUUACGGCAAGGUCCUAUGUCUCCAGUUCUACAUCAACGUCCAGACCCAGGUCGGGCCCGGCCAGGGUGUCGUCCGGAUGGUGGAGUCGGGUGACAAGUGGGAGAUCCUCACCUUCUUCACCGUUCUACGAGAGUUGAACGGCCAUGAGGAACCCCUGCGGCACCGCCGUGAGAAGGGGGUCGAGCAUGUUGGCAUUCGAGACGGUAAAAACUGGAAAGAAAAGAGGGACGACGAGCUCAACUACACAAACACGGAACCGACAGUGGUGGUCAUCGGUGCUGGCCAAGCCGGACUUACCGUCGCUGCUCGUUUAAAGAUGCUCAACAUAAAUGCGUUGGUCGUCGACAAGCACGGCCGGGUGGGGGAUAGCUGGCGCAAGAGAUACCACCAACUUGUGCUGCACGACCCCGUUUGGUACGACCAUUUACCCUACAUCAACUUUCCAGCAAACUGGCCAGUUUUCACUCCCAAAGACAAGAUCGCGGACUUUUUCGAAGCAUAUGCCAGUCUUCUCGAGCUCAAUGUCUGGACGUCGACGACAAUGACCAAAUCGUCUUGGGACGACUCAAAGAGGCAGUGGACGCUUACCUUGGACCGUCAAAAGCCCGACGGGACCAAGGAAACUCGGGUCCUGCACCCCCGCCACGUCAUCCAGGCCACAGGCCACUCUGGCAAGAUGUUCUUCCCUGACAUCAAGGGCAUGAGCAACUUCAAAGGCGACCGCCUGUGUCACAGUUCAGAGUUUGCCGGCGCAAAGCCCAACUCCAAAGGGAAGAAGGCUAUUGUUGUCGGAUCUUGCAAUUCCGGCCAUGAUAUAGCCCAGGAUUUCUACGAGAACGGAUACGAUGUGACGAUGGUCCAACGCAGUUCCACCAGUGUCGUUUCAUCUGCUUCCAUUACUGAUAUCGGACUGAAGGGGCUCUAUGAUGAGGACUCCGCGCCCGUCGACGACGCCGAUCUCUGGUUGUGGAGCUUACCCGCGGAGAUUUUCAAGUCGCUCCAAAUCGGCAUGACCGAACUGGAAAAUGCCAACGAUGCCAAACUCCUCGAAGGGCUACAAAAGGUCGGCUUCCAGCUUGACAUGGGCCCCAGCGGUGGCGGCUUUUUCGUCAAGUAUUUCCAGCGAGGCGGCGGAUAUUACAUCGAUGUCGGAUGCAGCCAGCUCAUUAUCGACGGCGAGAUCAAGAUCAAGCAGGGGCAGGAGAUCACGGAGGUGCUUCCUCACGGUCUACGAUUCGCCGACGGGUCAGAGCUCCAGGCGGAUGAGGUCAUCUUCGCGACGGGAUACCAAAACAUGAGGACCGAGGCCAGGAACAUCUUUGGCGAUGAGCUUGCAGACAGGAUUGGUGAUGUUUGGGGUUAUGACGAGGAAGGUGAGUUCAGGACAAUGUGGCGGCGGAGCGGACACCCCGGGUUCUGGUUUAUGGGCGGCAACCUCGCAAUCUGCCGAUAUUUCUCCAAGAUUUUGGCGCUGCAGAUCAAAGCUGUCGAGGCUGGAAUUGACCAAGACGGCCAGUCCAAGCCUUUGCCGAGGCUCUAA
This is a messenger RNA of Colletotrichum truncatum, 1890 nucleotides long. RefSeq lists its product as uncharacterized. Gene Ontology annotation, molecular function: monooxygenase activity; flavin adenine dinucleotide binding. The record is from RefSeq and is a predicted model, not a curated record. Lineage: Eukaryota; Fungi; Ascomycota; Sordariomycetes; Glomerellales; Glomerellaceae.